This is a messenger RNA of Symbiodinium necroappetens, 2878 nucleotides long. NCBI's taxonomy places the organism in Eukaryota, Dinophyceae, Suessiales, Symbiodiniaceae. The record is from the annotation of a GenBank genome assembly.
GCACGGCACCGUUCCUGUUUCCUUGGGCCCUUUCGGUGCAGCGCAGGAUCGGCGAGUGUUGCUUGCGCCGGUGGUGUCCACGGUCGAGGAGUUCGAAGUCCAAGGCUCCGGGGAGACUUUCCGAUCCAGCAGGGACAGGAUGCCAACUCCCUAUGUGAGCACCGACAUGGUGGAGGACACGCCUGCAGUUGCUGCGGCUAAGACGGUUCGGAUACUUCGGGCAGCUGAGAUCCAGGCCAUCCCUGCUGCCGGGCAGAGACGCUCGAGUCGAGAUCGACAGGCGACACCGUUCGUCAAGGAGGAUGUACCUGACGACAUGCGGACGGUCCAAUUCAGCAACGUGGUCAAUACUGAGGUGCAGCCCAUGUCACAAGAUGACGCGAGGUCGACUCGCGACAGAGUUGCCACACCGUUUGCACAACCUGCAGAGGAGGCUGCCCAUCAGGCCCGCAGGGUAGCGCUCGCACCGGUCUUGUCCGUGGUUGAGGAGUUCGAAACAGACGGCUCAGUCACAGUUUUCCGGCCGAGCCGAGACAGGAUGCCUACUCCGUACAUGAGUGCGCAGCUCGUGGAAGAGGAUGCCGUCGUCAAUGCAGGUAAGACCGUUCGGGUAUUGCCUUUCGCCGACGCAAAGGCCAUUCCCAUUUCCGGCCAUUGCCGCUCCAGCCGAGAACGUCAGGCAACUCCUUUCUUCAAGGACGAGUCGGUGGCGGAGAGGACCGUGCAGUUCAACGAAAUGAUCAGCACUGAGGCGAGUGUAAUCGCGGAGGGGUGCGAAGAGGUUGGACGACGGUCGGUGCAUGACCGCAUCGCAACUCCAUAUGCUGGAAACGUUGAUCUCGAGGAGAGCCGCGUGGUCGUGCCAUUGGAUACCUCCGUCGAGGAGUUCGAGGUGGAAGGCCUCGAAGUUCAGCUGCGUUCAAGCCGAGACAGGAUCCCCACCCCCCAUGUGAGCACCGAAAUGUUGGAGGAGGCUUUCCCCAAUUCCGGCAAAUCCGUUCGCAUCUUUCCUGUUGCUGAGAUGCAGGCCAUUGCGACCUCUGGGCACAGACGGUCCAGUCGAGAACGUCAAGCGACGCCGUUCUUCAAAGACCAGGACUUCGAUGUGCAUGACGGUGGGCGGAGUGUAAACUUCGACGACACGAUCAGCACAGAGGCCGUCUUGGUCCAGCCGCAGGCCGGCAGGCGGCCGGUACGUGACCGCAUUUCAACACCCUUCACCUCGAUGGCUUUCAGCUCUUUCCAGGAUCGUCGAGUGCAGCUUUCUCCAGCUCCUACAGCUGUCGAGGAGUUCGAGCCAGCUUCCCAAAAGCUCCGACCCAGCCGAGACAGGAUGCCAACACCCCAUGUCAGCUCCAGCAUGAUCGAGGAGACGUUUGCGAACUUUUCGAAGACCGUUCGCGUGUUUCCGGCCGCGGAGACGGAGGUCAUACAUCUCUCUGGGCAGAGACGGCCCGUUCGAGAACGUCAGGCCACCCCGUUCUUCAAGGAGGACAGCGACUUGAACUCGAAAGCAGUCCAGUUCAGCGACAAAGUCAGCUGGGAGACUCCAAGCAAGGUCAUUGCUGCUGCGCAGUCCAAGGUCGGUCGAUCGGUCCGUGAUCGAGUCGCGACCCCGUUUGCUGGCCAAGCACAGGAGUUCGAGGACCAUCGCGUGCUGCUCACAUCGAUCGUCUCCACAGUCGAGGAGUUCGAGGUGACAUCCAACUUCCGUUCAAGCCGAGACAGGAUUCCGACACCUCACGUGACCUCGGAGAUGCAGGAGGCCCUCAACAUGAGCCCCGGGAAGACCGUCCGAGUCUCACCCGCAGUCGACGUCGAGGCCAUUCCCGCAUCAGGAAAGACACGGUCAAGUCGAGACCGACAGGCAACCCCAUUCCUCAAGGAGGAUGUGGUGAAUACAGUGGAGAUGCAGAACGACACUUCGGGUCAGGAGGCCGCCAUAAGCUCAGGAAUUGAGCAUGAGAUUUCCGUGCGCGUGAAGCUGAACGCUCAGCGGCAAGCCAGAGAGGAGCGCCGAGUGCAUGUGGGCACUGCAGAUGCCAAUGUUCCCUUGGCUUUGGAAAGAUGUUCUUCGGCAGACAGUGGCAAUCCCGAAGCCGAUCUGGCUCGUCACAUCGUUGCCAGAGCCGUUAAGGACACAGAGCUUCUCCGCAACACACUGCGCAACCUCGCAUUCUUCGAGACCUUCGAUGACGAUUCUUUGCACUGCCUCAUUGAGGCCAUGGAAGUGUAUGAGUUCCAGCCUGGUGAGAAGGUCGUGCGUCAGGGAGACACCGAUGGUACGCACUUCUUCGUGGUCGCGCACGGGGAGUUCUGUAUAGUAAGGGACAACUGCAAACGCUGCUACAUCGGGCCCGGAUCUUCAUUCGGCGAAAGCGUUUUGUUGCUCCAUGGCGAACGGAGUGCCACUGUCUGUUCCCAAGGAUGUUCUCGUGCCUAUGGCAUGGCAGGCAUGCAAGUACGCGAGCUACUUCGGCAGCAGUAUGAACACAUGCGGCAAAGUGUCGUCGAAGCAGUGGAUGAGGUGCUCAAGUCGAAUCAGUGCGAGAUCUUGUCUGGCCUGAACGGAUACCAGCUUCAAAGCCUUUAUGAUCAGGUCGAGAUGAAAUCAUUCAAACCGGGGGAGCUAGUUCUCGAGGAAGGCGACUUGCCAAACGAGGUUUUCAUCCUUUUUAGUGGAGAAGUAGACUCUACGUCAGGAGGACAGAAGAUGGGCAAAGUUCCUAGGUUCUACUUGAUGGGAGACGGGGCACUUUUGUUCGAGGAUGGACUGGCUUUUGAGCAGCCGACGAGCUUGACUGCAGCCACAGCUGUUGAGGUGCUGGUGCUGAAGCGAAGCCUACUGGACUCCCUCUUUGGCAGCAGGUUGCAACAG